Molecule: messenger RNA, 1026 nt
Organism: Orbilia oligospora ATCC 24927
Lineage: Eukaryota; Fungi; Ascomycota; Orbiliomycetes; Orbiliales; Orbiliaceae
Exons: 3
Coding region: 1-1026 (341 amino acids)
Source: RefSeq, a predicted model, not a curated record
AUGCUGCCUCCGAGUUCCGACCAAGUUCCUUCCGAGCUUAUGCUCUUGAGGCAGAGCUAUCAGUCCUUUGAUCACGAUUCCCGGACUUCCUAUCCACCACCCUCGGAUCUAGUGCAGAUACCCACCAUUCGUGAUAUCCAAUCGUCACAGGAUGGGUCCGAGCAAACUAGUCCUGUUCAGCUAGCACAAGAUAAAUACGAAAAAACAAACUAUUGGAAAUUUAUUAGAGAAAAGAAAUAUUGGCCAUGGUGGGGGGCACUUGGGCUACUCGCAGUUCUAGUGGUCUUGAUGACUGUCUAUCACAAGAACAUUGUUCAUUGGCUGCAACCAGUCUCUGCCAGAAUUCGCUCAUUAUCAUGGGGGUGGCUAAUACCUGUCCUUGUGCUUAUCACACUGUCCUUCCCACCCCUUUUCGGUCAUGAGAUAGUCAUUGUUCUAUGCGGGGCGGUAUAUGGUUUAUGGAUUGGGUUCGGCAUUGUAGCUGCAGGAACAUUUAUCGGCGAAAUAUUGACCUACUUCGCCUUCCGCACCAUUCUACACCGAAAAGCCAAAAGCGCUGAACGAAAAAACCUUGACUAUGCAGCUCUCGCCCGUAUUACGUGCGAAGGCGGCUUUUGGAUCGUAUUCAUCGUAAGGCUUUCGGUUGUACCAGGUCAUUUUUCCACGGCUGUCUUUGCAGUUUGCCGUGUGAACUUUUGGGCUUUCGCUUUCGCUAGUCUUGUCACUCUGCCGAAACAAUUGAUUAUAGUCUACCUAGGCGUUAUCCUUAGGAAUGAAAACGGGGGAAGACUGAUCAGCAAUAUUGUCCUGGGGGUCACAUUCUUGGUUACCGUUCUUGCUGGUGUGUAUAUCUUGUGGAGGCUAAAUAUUACUCGAAGGGCUAUAGUUUUAGAGGCAGGCCGAAUUAGCGGAAGGACGAACACGAAACUAAGACAGCGAGGCCUGAAAACUGCCGCCCAUGAUAAUAAACACGGAGUGCAAACCGGUCCCGGGACUGCAUGCACAGAUGCCUCGUGUAGAACGUAG